Molecule: messenger RNA, 1762 nt
Organism: Aspergillus costaricaensis CBS 115574
Lineage: Eukaryota; Fungi; Ascomycota; Eurotiomycetes; Eurotiales; Aspergillaceae
Product: fungal specific transcription factor domain-containing protein
Exons: 2
Coding region: 146-1762 (538 amino acids)
Biological process (GO): positive regulation of transcription by RNA polymerase II
Cellular component (GO): nucleus
Molecular function (GO): DNA-binding transcription factor activity; transcription cis-regulatory region binding
Source: RefSeq, a predicted model, not a curated record
GCCUUCCUGCGUGGCUUGUUCUCGGAGAGGAUACGACUGCCCGGGGUAUCGCAAGGAUGUCAAAUGGUCGGUUAAGCAUGAAGCGAAGGGUCUGGCUUCACAUAAUUUGGAACAAUCAGAAUCCUCAUCACAAAAUGGACCUCUUAUGAGUUGGUUCACUGAACCAGCGGAGAAGCUACGUCUUGCUUUGCUCAGCGAUCUGCAACCUCCCCUUGAGCGUAGCCAGUCCUCUACUGAGACCAUUGAGCAAUGCGAGACAUCAAAACCAUUUGUUGAAAGAGCAGAAGCUCCCAAUCAUUCGACCACACGCAGCGGUCCAGCACUUCCAUUGCAGACCUCCGACGCCAAAAGCAGCCCGGGGAAACAACAUGACGCUGGGAUAGUAUCACGACUAACUGAUUUGUCUACGAAGUUGCGAGCAUACUAUUUUUCCGACACAUGCCGUAUCCUUUCCGCUUAUGAUUCUCCAACGAAUCCACUGCGAGAAUGGGUCGCACGGCUAUCCAGUGAGCACCCCGUGAUCGAUGCCUGCGUUCUAUCCAUGUCGGCUGCACAUCUCUCGCAGCAACAGCGUGAGAUGAGUAAACUGGCUGCAAGCCACCACACAGCAGCGCUUUCAAAACUUGGAACUGAAUUCGACGCUCUGGACAAACAGUCACCGUCAGACUCACCCGAUAAGGCUUCACUCUCUCGAAAGAACACCGGAUCUACGACUGUCUUACUUGUUGGGAUGACUAUGAUCGGAAAAACAUCAUCAUGGAAUGAUCCAUCCUCACUUGGAACGCAGCACCUGGAAGCGGCAAGGGCUAUUUUCAAGUCGUUAUAUUGCGAACGCCACUCUGAGCCUUCUCCAGACUCCUGUUUACUGGGACCAGAUGACCCGCGUCCUCGACAAUUCUUCGUUGGAGCUUUAGCUUACUGGGAAGCCUUGAUGUCUUUUGCCGUAGACAACAGCACAGACACGACAGACUACCUGCUACCCUUCGGCGACGACGAAAGCAACAUGUCAAUUAUCCAUCCCUGGAGCGGGAUGUCGCCCAAACUCUUCAUCUAUCUGUCCAGAAUUGGCUCCCUCGCGCGACAAGCGCACCAUCUACGGCGGGCAACAGCUUCCCCGCAACGGACACAAGAAGGCCGACACGAACUUCUAUCGCAAGGCAAGCAUCUAGAAGAGUUGAUAUGCCAAUACAAAUUUCCCCGUCAGGAUCAGUUCCAAAGUACAGGUGAUCCAUCUACUCCAAUCCUCCAUUUCCGAUUUCUAGCAAGAGCCUAUGAACUAUCGAUUAUGCUCGAGCUGUGUCGAACAUUUCCCGAGUUGCUGCGCCGGGACCAACGGGAGUUAGAUCACGACACUCGAAAACAACAUCUGAAUACUCUGGCCAUCACGAUUCUCACGCUGAUUGCCAAGAUACCUGAAACAUCUGGAACGAGGGCAAUUCAUAUGCCGGUUCUUGUGAUAGCGGGAAGUACGCUUCAGUUUCAGCGGAUUGAAGACAUGGAUAUCGAUAUGGAAGUAUCCACUGAAGGUGCUCCGGGAUCAUCUCGUACAGGUGGACAAUUUGAUAUACAGUUCUGGCGGUUAUUUGUCGAUUCUAGACUCGACAAGUUGGCGACUUAUAUGGGGUUAGAUACAGUGCGGUGGGCAUGUAGGAUUGUGAGAGAAACCUGGGCUCGGGCGGACCGGUUGUUGUUGAGUAGUUCAUUGCAUGUGCCUUGGAUUGACGUGAUGAUCGAUAAUGGAUUGGAGACUCUUAUAGGAUAG